AUGAUUGAGCUGGGCCUCGCUGAUGGCAGCCUGAUCGAUGAGCUGAUGGAGCUUACGGCUCAGAGCCUCAGUCACCUGGAGAUCCAGGAGCACUUCAACAUCAUCAAGGAGAUCGGCAGAGGGAAAUACGGCAAAGUGCUGCUGGUGACACAUCGCUUCAGGGGGACUCCCAUGGCCUUGAAAGUGAUGCCCAAAGCCUCAACUAAGCUGCAGGGCUUUCUGCGAGAGUACUGCAUCUCCUUACACCUGUCCUGCCACCCCUGCAUCGUGGGCCUCUUUGGCAUUGCCUUCCAGUCUAAUGAGCACUACUGCUUUGCCCAGGAGCUCGUCAUUGGGAGGGACCUGUUUGCUGUCAUCCAGCCAAAGGUGGGUAUUCCAGAAUCUUCAGUAAAACGUUGUGUCCUCCAGAUCGCAAGUGCUUUGGAGUUCAUCCACAGCCAUGGCCUGGUCCACCGUGAUGUCAAGCCUGAAAACAUUCUCCUGUUGGACAAUCAUUGCUGCCAGGUCAAGCUGGCAGACUUUGGCCUGGCCCAGAAGAGAGGCACCCUGAUACGAUUCAUCACAGGUACCCUGCCCUACAUGGCCCCGGAGCUUUGUAGCGUGGCCCUGCUGGAGGGCCAGAAAGAAGUAACAGCCCCUCCACUUAGUGUGGAGCCAAGCCUGGACACCUGGGCCUUCGGAGUGGUUAUCUUCUGCAUCCUUACGGGCUACUUCCCCUGGGAGCGCUGCAUGGACUCAGACGACUUCUAUCAGGAGUUUGCUGACUGGUGCAGAAUGGAGGAGAGACCUAACACAGAGGAGGACGUUCCUCCUCUGUGGAAAAGGUUCACUCCAGAAGCCAUGGAGAUGUUUGGUAAGCUCCUGGCUUUGGAAGCAGGGAAGAGGUGUACAGUAGGGGAGGUGAGAGCAUAUGCGGAGAAGGACUGGGUUAAGAAGGACCAUGGGAAUGAGCAGCAGCAGACAGCGGAAAAAGAAAAAGCCAGCAUCAUCUAG
This is a messenger RNA of Xiphias gladius (swordfish), 993 nucleotides long. Its product is annotated as serine/threonine-protein kinase SBK1. Gene Ontology annotation, biological process: peptidyl-serine phosphorylation; peptidyl-threonine phosphorylation. The record is from RefSeq and is a predicted model, not a curated record. The transcript has 3 exons. Gene Ontology annotation, molecular function: protein serine/threonine kinase activity; ATP binding. Bases 1 to 993 code for a protein of 330 amino acids. Lineage: Eukaryota; Metazoa; Chordata; Actinopteri; Istiophoriformes; Xiphiidae.